GCUUUUGCGGCUUUCCUCCUUUUAACUUUUUUUUUUAUUUUAUUUUUUUUUCUGCCCUUCCCUUCCCUUGCCUUUUUGGACCUUGUCCCUCUUUUCCUUUUCCCAGACCGUCUUUCUCAUGUAUAAAUUCCACCCUCACCCAUCCACCAUGCUCGUAGAUCCGCUCAGACUUCAAAAGGGAUGCUCAUCGACGGCGAAAAGUGGGCCUGCGAAGCUUGCGUCCGCGGCCACCGUGUGACGACCUGCAAACAUCAUGAUCGACCACUAAUCCGCAUCAACCGAAAAGGCCGUCCCUUUUCCACCUGCUCCGUAUGCAACAACACCCCUUGUCCAACACCAGAAGAGCACUCCAAGCUCAAACGCGAGGCCGAGGCCAAAUCCUCUUCAAAAGUACAAUAUGACCGAGGCACCACCAUUUUACCUCCACAUCUCAAAUACCACAUAAGCCACCACCAUACCACCACGUAUAAAAUUAUGCUAUACUCUGUUAGGCUGAUGUUGGGUUACUUUUUGAGUGCGCGUUUCAGAGAGGUGCCGCCAGAGUGUCGUCCCGUUCUCCUACCGUUUUAGUCCCCAUCGCGCCCAGACCGUCGCAGUCGCCCCCGGCCGGGUCCCAGAGUCAGGGUAGGGCUGAGCCAUCUACCCCGGGCAUGCUGCCGCAGCAGCGGCAGCAGCCGCGGGAGUUUGUUUUGGGGUCGUCGGGGUGCGAGCAGCAGGCGGCGUUUGGGGGGUUGCCGUUUACGUGUGCGUCGUUUGGGGGCCCCGCGUUGUGUUCGAUGGUUGAUAUCCCCGGGUCGAUGGCGAUGGUGAGUCCGUUGGAGGCAGAUCCGACGGGGCGAUUGUUGUUUGGGGAUGGGGGUUUUGUGGAUGGGGGGUUUACGUUG
Molecule: messenger RNA, 884 nt
Organism: Aspergillus alliaceus
Lineage: Eukaryota; Fungi; Ascomycota; Eurotiomycetes; Eurotiales; Aspergillaceae
Product: putative Cu-dependent DNA-binding protein
Exons: 2
Coding region: 181-570 (129 amino acids)
Biological process (GO): intracellular copper ion homeostasis; intracellular iron ion homeostasis; positive regulation of transcription by RNA polymerase II
Cellular component (GO): nucleus
Molecular function (GO): RNA polymerase II cis-regulatory region sequence-specific DNA binding; DNA-binding transcription factor activity, RNA polymerase II-specific; copper ion binding
Source: RefSeq, a predicted model, not a curated record